UUUUCAGCUAUGACGGAAGUUGAAGAACACAGGUGUGAAGGAUUCCAGUGCGACAAACCGGCAAAACUUCGCUGUCCGACUUGCAUCAAACUAGGCUUGAAAGACUCAUAUUUCUGUGAUCAGACAUGCUUCAAAGCAAACUGGGCUGUGCAUAAGAACCAGCAUACCGAUCCCAAUGCUCCGUAUAACCCAUGGCCAAACUAUCAUUUCACUGGUCCGCUUCGUCCAGCAAAACUUACACCAAAGAGAACAGUACCGCAGUCGAUUGCACGUCCGGAUUACGCUUUCCAUCCUGAAGGCGUUUCGUUUGAGGAACGACAAGCAAAGUCAAAUCGAGAUGUAAAGGUCCUUGAUGACGAAGAAAAAGAGGGACUACGUGUGGCUUGCCGACUAGGUAGAGAAGUUCUGGAUGAAGCUGCUAAAGCUUGUGGUCCUGGCGUAACUACAGAGGAGAUUGACCGCGUUGUACAUGAAGCCUGCAUAGAAAGAGAAUGCUACCCUAGUCCGCUGGGGUAUCAUAACUUCCCGAAAAGUUGCUGCACUUCUGUUAACGAAGUUAUUUGUCAUGGUAUACCCGACUUGCGUCCAUUGGAAAACGGGGAUUUGUGUAAUGUUGAUGUAACUGUCUAUCAUCGCGGUUUCCAUGGAGACUUGAAUGAAACAUUUCUUGUUGGUGACAAAGUAGACGAAGAUUCGCGCAAACUUGUUCGUGUAACUUACGAAUGCUUACAACAAGCCAUUGCUAUAGUGAAACCUGGCGUUAAAUUCCGUGAAAUCGGAAAUGUUAUUCAAAAGCAUGCCAGUGCUAAUGGGUUUUCUGUGGUGAAAGCUUACUGCGGGCAUGGAAUUCACAGGCUCUUCCACACUGCUCCGAAUGUCCCACAUUAUGCAAAGAAUUCUGCUACGGGUGUCAUGAAGGCGGGUAAUUCGUUCACAAUCGAGCCUAUGAUCAACGCUGGCAGCUAUCAUGAUGACCGCUGGCCGGAUGACUGGACAGCUGUCACGACUGACGGAAAACGUUCGGCUCAAUUUGAACAAACUCUUCUUGUGACAGAACACGGAUGCGAUGUGUUGACAGCUCGCGAAGGGAAUCGGCCUUGGUUUAUGGAUCAGCUUGAUCAGUACUAUAGCAAAUAGGCAUGCAUUUGUCUUUCUCCUACCUCGUCACCUUUGCAGGCUUGACUUUUUGCAGGAUUUGUUUCUAAAUAUGCUAUACUUCGUUGAUUAUUUGAUGUAACUACCGCAUGCACGCUAUUCGUGUAUUUUUUGAGUUUGAUUUCUACUUGCAUGUGUAAUAUAUGACGGUUUUAAUGUUAUUUAUCAUUGAAAGAGAGAUUUUACUGUGCCUUGAGUGCAGCGUAUAUUCUGCACUACUUAUCCCGAAUUUUUUUUUCGCUCAUAAAUGUUUUUCUCACUAAGCCAUUCAUUGAGUUGUACAAGUUUGAUGAAGCAUUCCGUAUGCACUAGCUUGGGGAAAUCCUCCACGAGUGCAAGCGAUUCUUCUUCUCAGCUCUAUUAACAUGCCCAUAAAUUCACGAAAAUCCUUUCGUUUUUCAUUUCUCUGGAU
Molecule: messenger RNA, 1567 nt
Organism: Cylicocyclus nassatus
Lineage: Eukaryota; Metazoa; Nematoda; Chromadorea; Rhabditida; Strongylidae
Source: the annotation of a GenBank genome assembly